Messenger RNA from Entrophospora sp. SA101, 681 nucleotides. The record is from the annotation of a GenBank genome assembly. NCBI's taxonomy places the organism in Eukaryota, Fungi, Glomeromycota, Glomeromycetes, Entrophosporales, Entrophosporaceae.
AUGAUUCCUGCAAUGCUUACCAAAAAAAACCUUAGUAAACACACUAAAAGUUUACAGAAUAAUAGAAAACGCGAGUUUCUUGAAAAAUAUCUUGAAGACCAAUUGGAAGCUAUUAGAACCGCUUCAAUUGAUGAAGCUGGCUCUUCAGCAAGCUCUUGCACUGAUGAUGGUGUUGGCGUUGGUGUUGAUAAAAAAAAUUACAAUAAAAAGUCAAAACACACCACUAACAAAAAAGCUUUUGCUGGAAUAUCUACUAGUAAAAAGGGCCUCAGAACACCUAGAUUCAGUAAACAUUUUAAACAAUCACAUUCUGAAUAUUCUGAACACUUGGAAGAGGGAGAAAAGAAAGAUGUGAAAGAUAUGGAGAAGUUGGAAAUUUCUGCUUUAUAUGAGUCAGCGUUUAGUGAAAAUAAAAAAUCAGCAACAACCUCACAAAGAUCCUGUUAUGAAAUAAUUGUUGUUAACGAUUCAGCGUCAAUUUCUUCUUCGUCAUCAAGGCUUACUGUUGACACUGCAGUUGAACCAUUAAGGUUUAAAUCAACAGUGUAUGGUGUUGACUUUUAUAUCAGCAUUAAAAUUAAGAUCGAUGAAGAUGUUAUGGACAAGUUACUUUUGUAUGAAGAAAUUGUUGUAAUAGUUGAAGUGGCGAAGAUGAUAAAUAUUGUUUGCAUUAUGCUUUAG